This is a messenger RNA of Suricata suricatta (meerkat), 2902 nucleotides long. RefSeq names its product SET domain containing 6, protein lysine methyltransferase (gene SETD6). The record is from RefSeq and is a predicted model, not a curated record. Gene Ontology annotation, cellular component: nucleus. NCBI's taxonomy places the organism in Eukaryota, Metazoa, Chordata, Mammalia, Carnivora, Herpestidae. Bases 71 to 1480 code for a protein of 469 amino acids. Gene Ontology annotation, molecular function: protein binding; protein-lysine N-methyltransferase activity. The transcript is spliced from 9 exons. Gene Ontology annotation, biological process: peptidyl-lysine monomethylation.
GAGGCCUUUUCCCGGACGCCGGAAGCGCUCAUGCGGAGUUUCUGAGUGGCGGGGCGGGGCGUCCCCCGCAAUGGCGACCAGGGCAAAGCGCCGGCGGGUGGCGGGGCCUGUGGGCGGCGACCCGGACCCAGUGGCCGCCUUCCUGAGCUGGUGCCGGCGGGUGGGGCUGGAGCUGAGUCCCAAGGUGGCGGUGAGCCGGCAGGGCACGGUGGCCGGCUACGGCAUGGUGGCCCGGGAGAGCGUGCAGCCCGGGGAGCUGCUGUUCGCCGUGCCGCGGGCCGCGCUCCUGUCGCAGCACACCUGCUCCAUCGGCGGCCUGCUGGAGCGAGAGCGAGGCGCGCUGCAGAGCCCGUCGGGCUGGGUGCCGUUGUUGCUGGCGCUGCUGCACGAGCUGCAGGCCCCGGCCUCGCCCUGGAGCCCUUACUUUGCGCUCUGGCCGGAGCUAGGCCGCUUGGAGCACCCCAUGUUCUGGCCCGAGGAGGAGCGCCGGCGAUUGCUGCAGGGCACGGGCGUACCUGAGGCCGUGGAGAAGGACUUGGCCAACAUCCGCAGCGAAUACUAUUCCAUCGUAUUGCCCUUCAUGGAAGCCCACCCGGAUCUUUUCAGCCCCAGGGUUCGCUCCUUGGAACUCUACCGCCAGCUGGUGGCUGUUGUGAUGGCCUACAGUUUUCAGGAACCACUGGAGGAAGAGGAGGAUGACAAGGAGCCAAACUCCCCUUUGAUGGUGCCUGCUGCAGACAUACUAAACCAUUUAGCCAAUCAUAAUGCCAAUCUAGAAUACUCUCCAAAGUUAUGUUGGUGGGGGCUAGCCAGGGAAGGGCCUAGCCCCAGCUUCUCCAUUCCACCCCAGAAUUGUCUUCGGAUGGUGGCCACUCAGCCCAUUCCUAAAGGCCAUGAAAUUUUCAACACUUACGGACAAAUGGCUAAUUGGCAACUGAUUCAUAUGUAUGGUUUUGUUGAACCAUAUCCUGACAACACGGAUGACACAGCCGACAUUCAGAUGGUGACAGUUCGUGAAGCAGCAUUACUGGGAACAAAAGUUGAAGCUGAAAGGCUGCUACUGUUUGAACGGUGGGAUUUCUUAUGCAAACUGGAGAUGGUAGGGGAAGAGGGAGCCUUUGUGAUUGGGCGGGAGGAGGUGCUCACUGAAGAAGAACUGGCCACCACACUCAAGGUACUAUGCAUGCCGGCUGAGGAGUUCAGAGAGUUUAAAGACCAGGAUGGAUGGGGAGAUGAUAAAAGGGAAGAAGAGAGCUUGACAAUCACAAAUAUCCCCAAGCUGAAAGCAUCAUGGAGACAGCUGCUUCGGGACAGUAUUUUGUUGACCCUGCAAACUUAUGCCACAGACUUAAAAUCUGAACAAGAUGUACUAAGUAACAAAGAGGUCUACACCAAGCUCAGCUGGAGGGAACAGCAGGCCUUGCAGGUUCGCUAUGGUCAGAAGAUGAUCUUACAUCAGUUGUUGGAACUGACAAGUUAGCAGGUUCCCUGUUGCCUGAAGGACCAUCCACAGGAACUUUAUUCUAAGCUAAUUUUCAGUGAUGAUUGAAGAAAAGGAAAAUCUGGGUCAUUUGCUUUGCUUUUCCUAUUAAACACCAAAAGGAAAAGUAGCAAAGGUGGUGGGUGUGCUAGGGUUAACUCAGAUAAGGUUGACCUGUUUAAGAACUGGGCACAGCAGACUUGCAAAUUGCUGUUACCAAGAUCAGUAAGUUUUAUAGCUGUUUACUCAGACUGAACCAAAGGUUACAAAAAAUGUGAUAAUAGUAGGUUCCUAGUAUAGUCUAGCAAUUAAUAACAGACUUUGAAAGUAGACCUGGGUCUUUUUUGAGCAAGCUACUCCUCCCACCCCAAGACUUCAUUUCCUGUUAGGGGGUAUGAUCUAGCACCGGCAUUCAGCAAUUACUGUACUUCCUCAGGAGUCUGAAGUUUCCUCUACGUGGCACAGCUCAUGGGUAAUGAAAUCCUAAGACAACAAUGACAUCCAAGCCUCACUCAUUAAGGUUUCUAUUUAAUCUUGAACCUUUUUGUCCUCUGUGGCCAUAAAACUUGAUAGUUAUUAAAUAUAAGGUAUAUUUUAAAUAGUGUAAAUCUUGAAUACUAUUUAAAACAACUAGGUGUAUAUCAAAAUACCAGGGGACAAAGAGUAUGAAAACUAAUCAUUUAACCAUAGAUACACUAUGCAAAAUUCACUUCCUUGCUUGUCUAACAUGCCAGAUUCAUGGAGAAGAUCUACCAUUCAGCAAGAAGUGAGGUUUCCCAACGGCCGCAGGCUCUGCGAGGCUGGGUUGUCCACUUUCCUCACCACCAGCACUGGCUGCUGCUACUGAGAAAGGCACAGUGGACUCGGUGUAUGUCAUAAUUUUAAUGUUUUGACUACAGUCUGCAUACACAUACAAGUAUGGGAGCUAGAGCCCAGGAACUAGAAAGGCUACAAAAUACAACACGUGGACCAAUACAUUUACAAAACAUUCAAAAUCAUUACAAAAGGGGCUGUAUUGGUCCUUCUGACUUUGUUGUUCAUUCAACAUAGCCUGUAUGGCUAUUGAGUGGGGAUAAUGGGGAAGGGCAAUUCAUACACUACUGGUUCCCUUUCCCAUAAUUCACAAGUACCAGGAGAAAGAUAGGGGCACUUUUAGGCCUGGUCUGGUUUCCCUUUACAAAAAGAGGUGACUGCAUCUCACGGGGCCGGCGGCAGAUUCUCCAGUAGAAAUGAGAAAACAAUGCUCUCCCAGCAGUCAGCUUUAGAUUUGGGGAAGAAGCAAAACAAAAACCCCGUGGGAUCUCAAUUGUGAGCUCUUCCCAUGUCCCCUAAAGCAUACCAAGUAACAGCACAUACAUAUUUUUAACAACUCUGUGAUUUUCAAGGUCCCCUGUCCACAUUAAAAAAAUAAGUUACACAAUA